AUGGGGAAAAGGAACACGUCUAAAGAAGUAUUAAAUCCAAAAACUACAAAAUUCGAAUUCGGUGGUGUCCUUGGAUCCACCCUCAUAUCAUUGACAUUGCCUGUCUUCACUGUCGUCAUCAAUCAUCUUAUAACUCCAAAUGUAUCCAUCUCCCAUGAUCCCCUUUUCUAUUUAAACCCUUGUAAAUCUCACCAUCUUUGGAUACCUUAUCUAUCCUGGUUCAUCGUUUUGGCUGUUCUAGACAUCCUCAUGCCAGGCCAUUGGGUUAAAGGCACCGUGUUAAGAAAUGGUCAAAGACUAGAUUAUAAGAUAAACGGCAUAAGUAACUGUCUGCUACUGGUCUUUGUCUUAUCUCUAAGAUGGCAGAUGACUAAUGGCCAAAUGCCCGAACUACAAUAUCUAUACAACAAUUACAUGGAACUGAACAUCAUCACCUGCAUCUUUUCUUUCUACCUGGCCACUUGGGUCUACCUAAGAUCUUUUAUCAAUGAAAACAAAAGAAUCCUUGCCCUGGGUGGAAAUUCAGGCAACGUCCUUUACGACUGGUUUAUCGGCAGAGAAUUGAAUCCAAGAUCCAUCGGUGGACUACUGGAUAUCAAGUUGUUCUGCGAACUAAGACCAGGUAUGCUGCUAUGGUUCUUAAUCAACCUAUCCUGUUUGCACCACGUCUACCUCGAAAUAGGCACAUGGAAUGAUUCCUUAUGCUUGAUCACCCUUUUACAAUCCUGGUAUAUUUUCGAUGGAGUCCUAAAUGAAGAAGGACUUCUAUCCAUGAUGGAUAUUGUCACAGAUGGAUUCGGGUUCAUGUUGGCGUUCGGUGACUUGGCUUUGGUCCCCUUCACUUACGCCUUGCAAGCAAGAUGGUUGAGCACAAAUCCAAUUGUGUUAGGCCCAUGGAAAAUCGUCGCUAUUGUAUCUUUGAUGGCAUUGGGAUACACAGUCUUCCAUCUAUCCAAUCAACAAAAAUCGUUAUUUAAACAGGGUAAAUUACCUAAUAUGAAGUUCAUCCCUACUGAGCGUGGCACCAAGUUGUUGUGUGACGGAUGGUGGUCUGUUUCACAACAUAUCAAUUAUCUCGGCGAUUGGAUGAUUUCUUUGAGUUGGUGCUUGACUACCUGGUUUAACACACCCUUGACAUACUACUACAGUUUCUAUUUCGCUAUCCUACUUUUGCAUAGACAGAUGAGAGAUGAGGAAAAGUGUCAUAAGAAGUAUGGAAAGGAUUGGGAGGAAUACCAAAGAAGGGUUCCAUACAAGAUUAUUCCAUAUAUCUAUUGA
This is a messenger RNA of Arxiozyma heterogenica, 1278 nucleotides long. RefSeq names its product delta(14)-sterol reductase (gene ERG24). Lineage: Eukaryota; Fungi; Ascomycota; Saccharomycetes; Saccharomycetales; Saccharomycetaceae. Gene Ontology annotation, biological process: ergosterol biosynthetic process. The coding region runs from base 1 to 1278 and encodes 425 amino acids. Gene Ontology annotation, molecular function: Delta14-sterol reductase activity. Gene Ontology annotation, cellular component: endoplasmic reticulum membrane. The transcript has a single exon. The record is from RefSeq and is a predicted model, not a curated record.